Messenger RNA from Crotalus tigris (Tiger rattlesnake), 3311 nucleotides. It is a transcript of the gene BMP2, whose product is annotated as bone morphogenetic protein 2. Gene Ontology annotation, cellular component: extracellular region. Bases 1238 to 2434 code for a protein of 398 amino acids. The transcript is spliced from 3 exons. The record is from RefSeq and is a predicted model, not a curated record. Gene Ontology annotation, biological process: SMAD protein signal transduction; BMP signaling pathway; negative regulation of transcription by RNA polymerase II. Gene Ontology annotation, molecular function: cytokine activity; BMP receptor binding; growth factor activity. NCBI's taxonomy places the organism in Eukaryota, Metazoa, Chordata, Lepidosauria, Squamata, Viperidae.
CGCCCGCCACGCCGCGCUCCCUCGCAGCACUCGCGGCGGCUGGCUUCUUGGCUCCCGGUCUCACCCAGGCUUCCCGGCUGUGAUUGGCGAGAGAGCCUCCCGAGCUCCGGCGGCCGUGACAUCAGCAGAAGCGGAGCAAGCAAAAGCGAAGGGGGAGGAAGUUCACCAGCAGCACCUCAAGCCCGCUCCGAGCGCUGGCGGACGCGGAGCCGAAAGAGAAGCAUCUCUGCGCCCGGGCUGCUGGGGUGAAGUUGCAGCCGCCGCACCAACGAGCCGAGGAGGAAGAGAAGGAAGUCGUCGCUGCUGCUGCUGCUGCCGCCGAGGCUGGGCUUCCUCGAAGGCUGCUCUUUGCACCCGGGAAGGAAAGUGCAGGAAAAAGUGCAAAGUUGCGAGGUAGCCCGGAAUUCAGCGUUUCGUGCCGCUGCCAUCCCGGAGAAGGCGAAGGGCUCCUAUUUACAGCCACCCAUCCGAGAGAAAAGCGGGUGUUGGGGCUUCAUCGGCCUUGAUCCGGGGCACAGCCUGACCUCCCCUCGCCCCGGGAGACUCUCGCUUUCCUCUCCCCCCCCCCACCCCGAGUCUUCCAGAUCUUCGCCUGCCUACUCGCGAGCAGACAUGUUUUCCAGCCAAUCCGGGCCUGGGAGCAGGGCGCCGGCGGCACGUCCACUUUCCCUUCACUCUCCAUCCAGACGGCGCCCUUUGAGCCUGGAGUGAUGCGGACGUCGGAAAAGGUCGCCGGGCGAAAGCAGCGAAGCGGGAUCGCCGCGUGCCCCCCACUCUUCUUCUUCCUCCUCCUCCUCCUCAUCUUCCUCCUGGUCGCGCCCGGGUUACAGCGAUUGAGCCCCGCCGGGAUGUUUUCUCCUUCGAAAAGCGAGCUGGGAUUGUGGCGGACGAGGCAUUAGAGCCAAGCGAAGCCCCGUAGCUCGGACAGGACAGCCUCGCGUCCCGGGGAAGAAGUGGAGUCGUCGUCGUCGUCCUCCUCCUCCUCCUCGCCGCCCCGCGCGCUGCCUCCGUCUCUUCUCCCCCUACGUCCUGCGCCUCCUUUGCCCCGCGGCCGGGACGCCCGAUCCUAUCCCGCUGUAGGACCAGAGCGCGGGGCCGGGGGGGAGGCGGAGCCGGAGAGCCGAGGGAAUCGCGGGACGCCGCUCGCUCGGCUAGGAGACUUCGAUGUGGAGGCUGGCUCGAUGGACGUGCCCGAGUGCGGUGCUGCUUAGGCGAUCGGUGGCAUCCUAAAAGGUUGAUGAUCAUGGUGGCCAGGACCUGCUCUCUACUAGUGCUGCUGCUUUAUCACAUGCUGCUAGGGGGCUCUGCCAGUCUCAUCCCCGAGGUGGGUGACCGGCGAAGAUUCAGUGCUGAUUUGGGCCAGCCGGCUCCGCUGCAGCUCUCGGAAGAAAUCCUGCGUAAAUUUGAACUGCGUCUGCUCAGUAUGUUUGGGCUUAAGCGGCGGCCCACCCCAACCAAGAAUGCUGUUAUCCCUUCCUAUAUGUUGGAGCUCUACCAUCUGCACACGAGUCAGAAGCCCACGUCCAUGGACUAUAGUCUGGAGAAGGCGAGCAGCAGAGCCAAUACGGUCAGGAGCUUCCAUCACGAAGAAACCCUGGAAGAGCUUCCAGAAAGAAGUGGGAAGACAUCUCGGCGUUUCUUCUUUAACUUAACAUCUAUCCCCGGUGGGGAGAUUAUCACUUCAGCUGAAUUGCAGGUUUUUCGGGGGCACAUCCCAGAUGCCGCUGAACACAACGGCAGCUCUCAUCACCGUAUUAAUAUUUAUGAAAUUCUCAAACCGGAACAAGAGGCAACCAAGGAUCCUGUCAUAAGCCUCCUGGACACCCGCUUGGUGCAUCACAACACCAGCAAAUGGGAAACAUUUGAUGUGACGCCAGCUGUAAUGAGAUGGAUUGCACGUGGACAACCUAACCUUGGUUUUGUGGCAGAAGUGGUACAUUUGAACAAUGCCAGCAAUGUGUCCAAGAGGCAUGUCAGGAUCAGCAGGUCAUUGCAUCAAGAUGAUGCUAGCUGGUCUCGGAUUAGACCCUUACUGGUCACUUUUGGGCAUGACGGCAUGGGCCACCCACUCCAUAAGAGAGAGAAACGUCAGGCCAAACAUAAACCACGCAAGCGCCAUAAAUCCAAUUGUAGAAGGCAUCCUUUGUAUGUGGAUUUCAAUGAUGUAGGGUGGAAUGACUGGAUCGUGGCCCCUCCAGGUUACAGUGCCUUCUAUUGCCAUGGAGACUGUCCCUUCCCAUUGGCAGAUCAUCUGAAUUCCACCAACCAUGCCAUUGUUCAGACACUGGUCAAUUCUGUGAACUCCAAAAUUCCCAAAGCUUGCUGUGUGCCGACAGAACUGAGUCCCAUUUCAAUGCUGUAUCUUGACGAGAAUGAAAAGGUGGUACUAAAGAACUAUCAGGACAUGGUUGUGGAAGGAUGUGGGUGCCGCUGAGGCAACAGCAAAAUUAAAGGGACAAAUGGAACAGAAAAAGUAACACACAUACACAAAACACACACACACAGACACAACUUGACACUUUAAUAUUUCCCAAUGAAGACCUUAUUUAUGUUAUGAUAUGGAGAAUUAAACACAUCUAUUUUGAAAAUCUAUUUAUGUCUACAGAAAAAAAAGUGAGGAAAGAUAUUUUAAUCAGAGAAUUAUUCCUUUUAAAGAUUUUUAAAACAUAUUUUAGUUGUACAUUUUAUAUGGGUUUAACCCUACCCCCCCUCCCCACAGCACAUGAAGUAUAAAGGUCAGAUUCUUAUUUUGUAUUUAUUUACUAUUAUAACCACUUUUUAGAAGAAUAGCUAAUUUGUAUUUAUAUGUGUAAUCCAAAACCAGCAGAAGAAAAAAACAAUAUAUAGGGUUUUGUACAUAAUUUAAAGUGAAUGGUAGUUGUUUUCAGUUGUAUGUAUUUAAGAUGAAAUGCAGAAGGGCUGUUAUGGCAAAGAUGCAUAUAUCCCAUUUUGCUUUUUGCAGUUCUACUGUUAAGGUCACAAGUGUAAACCCAAUGAAAAAGGGCUAAUCCACCCUGCUGACUCAAGAUUAUAUUGUACAAUUCUCAGGAAUGCUGCAGGGUGGGCUGUCCACGCCGUGAGAAACUCCACGCUCUCGUAGAACCAGGCUUUGCCCAGCAAAUGGAAAAGGACGACUGUCCCCACAUGAAGGCCCCAAUGGGGCUGCUAGGAAACGUCUCUGUCCCUUUGCUUCUUCUCAGCAUCUACCGAAAAGCAAAAUGUUGACGCUGUUCCUUCCCUUUGAAGGCAUCUGUCCUUUGGAAUCCAUUGUCCUGGCCAAAUACUUAAUAAAAGACCAGAUUUCCUCCGUU